GCGAUUUUGAAUUGUGCUGGUAAUAAUUGUUUUAUUAUAUCUGAAAGUAUUUAAGUAUUAUUGAACAAUAUUACACUUUAGUUAGUGCGCAGAUUUUAAAAAGUGUUAGAAAUGAGAGUUCUUAAUGAAACUGGACCUGUAAACAUUAUCGAUCCCUCUGAAUUACUCAGGCCUGAGCCAAAAUUCGCCAAAAAACCUGUUGGUCAGUUCAGAGAUUACACGAUCGACGAAAAUGAUCCAAUUAAAGAACGUGUUAGGAAAACAUAUGAGCUGAUGCACACUAAUCAAACAGUUGAUUUUGUUAAAGACAAACUUGAGAAAUGGACCAAAUUCGAUCACCUGAAAUACUCAAUGAAAGAAGCUCUUAUAAAAUUAAACGAUUUGGUGGACGAAAGUGAUCCCGAUGUUGAUAUUCCUAAUAUAGUUCACGCUUUCCAAACAGCAGAAAGAAUCAGAAAAGAUUAUCCAGAUGAUGAUUGGUUUCAACUUACAGGAUUAAUCCACGAUGCGGGAAAAGUUUUGGCCUUUUUUGACGAACCCCAAUGGUGUGUUGUUGGAGAUACUUUCGUAGUCGGAGCUGAAUGGGGCGACAAUAUUGUUUAUAGAGAGACAUCUUUUAACAACAAUGUGGAUGGUCAAAAUCCGAAAUACAAUACUAAAUAUGGUAUGUACAAACCCAACUGCGGACUUGAAAAUUUGAUGAUGUCUUGGGGCCACGACGAAUACUUAUACAGAGUGUUGGUUCAUAACAAGACCAAACUUCCUCCACAAGCUUUAGCUAUGAUCAGAUACCACAGUUUUUACCCCUGGCAUACCUCUGGUGACUACAAACAUCUAACAACUGAAGAGGAUGAACAAACUAAACAGUGGGUGCUCGCAUUUAACCAAUACGAUCUCUACACGAAGAGUACCGACGUACCUGAUAUAGAGAAACUUUGGCCUUACUAUGAAAAGCUUAUUGAUAAAUACAUUCCUGGUAUAUUGGAGUGGUAAUUAAAUCGAAAAAUAUACUUUUGGAACACUUUUUCUAGUAGAAAUUUGCACAUGGAGAUAUGAUUAGAUGUCUUUAUUUCUUAAAUCUUUUUUACUUCAAUAAACGUUAUAGUUUUCCUAAAUCUAAUUUUUUUUUUAAUGAAUUACAUGGUAUUUAAUAAAGAGGUUGAUUUAGUGUAUUUUUUGUAUUUUUUACCGACAUAAAAACUUAAAAUUAAGAAUUGAAGAGAAAAAUAAGUCAGAAAGAUGUAUUUAAAAAUGUUGUUUUUAUAUUUAAUUAAAUUGUACAAAUGAA
This is a messenger RNA of Diabrotica balteata, 1288 nucleotides long. The record is from the annotation of a GenBank genome assembly. Lineage: Eukaryota; Metazoa; Arthropoda; Insecta; Coleoptera; Chrysomelidae.